Messenger RNA from Orcinus orca (killer whale), 3258 nucleotides. RefSeq names its product serine protease 35 (gene PRSS35). Bases 235 to 1476 code for a protein of 413 amino acids. Gene Ontology annotation, molecular function: serine-type endopeptidase activity. Gene Ontology annotation, biological process: proteolysis. The record is from RefSeq and is a predicted model, not a curated record. The transcript has 2 exons. Lineage: Eukaryota; Metazoa; Chordata; Mammalia; Artiodactyla; Delphinidae.
GCGCUCAGCUCGCCUCCAUCCUCCCCGCAGUCUCAGCCGCGAGCUCCCGGCGACGCUGGCGGGCGGUGGCCGGGCGCCCAGGCUCUGACUCCGGCUUGUCCCGAGGCUCGAGGCAGCUGCACCCCUGCCCUCCUGCCUCGCCAGCGUCGGUGACUGCCUCGGGGGCACUUUGAUUCGAGCAGGGCCGCGCCCCCGGGACCGAGUAACCUUCGCAGGACAACAUAGAAGAACAAAAUGGAAACCACGCUAUUUUGGUUGAUACUUUCCACCCUUGGGUGGACUCUCAUCGAUGGAUCUGAAAUGGAACGGGAUUUCACGUGGCACUUGAGAAAAAUACCCCGGCUUGUCAGUGAAAGGACCUUCCAUCUCACCAGCCCCACCUUUGAAGCAGACGCUAAGAUGGUGUUAAAUCAAGCGUGUGGCAUCGAAUGCCAGAAAGGGCUCCCGGCUCCCAACCUUUCUGACCUGGAAGACUCUCUCUCAUAUGAGACUGUCUUUGAGAACGGCACCCGAACCUUGACCAGAGUGAAAGUUCAAGGUUGGGUCCCUGAGCCACAUGAAAAUCUCACUGCCCAGGGAGCACCUGUGAGGAGAAAGAGACAGGUGUACGGCACUGACAGCAGGUUCAGCAUCUUGGACAAGAGAUUCUUAACCAAUUUCCCUUUCAAUACGGCCGUGAAGCUCUCCACGGGCUGCAGUGGCAUCCUCAUCUCCCCCAACCACGUCCUAACAGCUGCCCAUUGUGUCCACGACGGAAACGACUACAUCAAAGGCAGCAAAAAGCUAAGGGUAGGGUUGUUGAAGAUGAGAAAUAAAGGUAGUGGCAAGAAACAUAGAGGUUCUAGGAGGAACAGGAGGGAAGCAAGGGGUGGUGCUGGAAGAGAGGGUAGCAGAGAGAACCUGAAGGAGGGCGCCAAGGCCGGGAGAAGGAGAAAGGAAUCUGCUCGGGGUCAGAGAGCCGCUGACGGGAUGCCCUCCUUCCAGUGGACCCGGGUCAAGAACACCCACAUCCCCAAAGGCUGGGCUAGAGGAGGGAGGGGAGAUGCGGCCUUGGAUUAUGACUACGCCCUUCUGGAGCUGAAGCGUGCUCACAAAAAGAAAUACAUGGAGCUGGGCAUCAGUCCCACCGUCAAGAAGCUGCCCGGCGGAAUGAUCCACUUCUCAGGAUUUGAUCACGACCGGGCAGAUCAGUUAGUCUACCGGUUUUGCCACGUGUCCGAUGAAUCCAAUGAUCUUCUCUAUCAAUACUGCGAUGCCGAGUCGGGCUCCACUGGCUCUGGGGUCUAUCUGCGUCUGAAAGAUCCGGACAAAAAGAGAUGGAAACGCAAAAUCAUUGCGGUCUAUUCCGGCCACCAGUGGGUGGACAUAAACGGAGUUCAGAAGGACUACAACGUGGCCGUGCGCAUCACGCCCCUCAAGUACGCCCAGAUCUGCCUCUGGAUGCACGGGGAUGAUGCCAGUUGCACCUACGGCUAACGGAUCCCUGAAACGAGGUUGUGGAUGACCUACAUCGCAGAGAAAACUGGUUCUGAUUACUCUAGUAAAGAUCACUUCAUAGGUUUUGCUUGGACUUGAACCCUAUCCAUAGUAUUUCAACAUGUUUAUUUUUUCAAAAUUAGGAGCUUUUCAUACAUUUUUAAAAGGUGUAGGUACGCAUCCUACAAUUAGAUGGACACUUCAAUGCCAAGUAUAUAUUCUUCUUUACAUGGUGGUAAGUUCAUUGGUGGGAAAAUUUUUGUUUCUUUCUGCCUUGUUAAAGAUUAGACACUCUUUAAAUUUUCAAGCUGGUAUCAUAAAUAAUAUGUGAUUUCUCAAUGGACUGACUCUCAGGGUCCUACUCUAAGAAGAGGCCAAUAGGAUGCCGGUUGUGUAUUCAAUGUGAAACUGCAUAUACAGAGGUGGACGACUAGAAUCAAGUUUGAGACAGUUAUAACACAGUUUGUACUACUCUGAGGUAGACCCAUUCAGCUCAUGCCCUCCAUGUUUAUAUUGUGUUUUCCAUUGGGUCUGAGAAACUUUAGGUUUUUUUCUUUCUUUUUUUUUUUUUUUUUUUUUUUUUGCGGUACGCAGGCCUCUCACUGUUGUGGUCUCUCCCGUUGCGGAGCACAGGCUCCGGACGCACAGGCUCAGCGGCCAUGGCUCACGGGCCCAGCCGCUCCGCGGCACGUGGGAUCCUCCCGGGCCAGGGCACGAACCCGUGUCCCCUGCCUCGGCAGGCGGACCCCCAACCACUGCGCCACCAGGGAAGCCCUCUUUUUUUUUUUAAGAAUUACAAUGAACAGCAAGCUUUAUAAACAAAACUAUUAACAGUUUUACUGCUUUAAAAAAAUACCAACUGAAGUGUUAUUAUUUAUGGGAGAACUACUUUGUUCUAUGAAAUAAAUCUAAUUUAAAAACAGGGAAACUGAGACUUUUAAGAUCUCAAGUUUUUAUUUAACUAGUAUUCAGAAUAUGGACUUUUCAAGUAUGCGUAGGAAAACAGUUCCAAAGUUAAUAAAUGAUCAGGUGUUGAAAGCCACAUCAUUUUAUACAGCUACACAGUCUCCUACGAAUGAGGUGUUACAGUUUGAGACAAGGAAUUCUAUCGUCUUUUUUAAGAGAAAGCCUUUCUUCCCCUUGACAAAGUUCGCUUUUCUUAAUAGGGCCACAGACAUAUUAUUUUGGUGAAUUCUCUGAUUAGCGAUUUUGGAUAUGUCCCUUUAACAAAGUGAGUAUAAUUUAUGAAUAUAAUUUUUAAAAGAAAGUUCUGAUCGUUUUCAUUAGGGACCAAGGCGGUGCACACACUGGGGCCAUCAUGGCAGCCUCAGCAGACAGAGUCCAGUGGCUGCCCUGGGGCAAAACACAGAGUAGACACUCAAUACAUAUUUCUUGAAUGAUCAGAUAUUUGCUGAAUGGUUGUACAAGCGGUUUAGUUCAGGCCAUUAUGUUUAAAGGGUUUUAGUGAUUUGUAAUUGAGUGCACUAUAAAAUUCAGGAGUUGCAGACCUUAUUUCUGGGCUGCUCUUCCUGGUAGUGUCUAGGGUACACGCUCUUCUCUUGGGACACACCCAAGUCAUUGAUUCUGCCUGAGUUCCAAUUUAUUUUACUUGUUAUUAUUUUCCAUAAUAAGGGGAAGUUAUACCCUUGACUAGUAUGCAAAGGAAUACAUGAUUAGAUUAUGUUAAAAAGUGAUUUUGUAAAUGGUGUUGAAAAUAGCUGAAAUUUAGCACAAGUUAUAUUCUUUUAUAAUGUGAAUCUGUUAAAAAUCAUUCAAUAAAAA